Teleopsis dalmanni is the source of this 915-nucleotide messenger RNA. RefSeq names its product zwei Ig domain protein zig-8 (gene dpr11). Gene Ontology annotation, biological process: synapse organization. The transcript has 7 exons. Gene Ontology annotation, cellular component: neuron projection membrane. NCBI's taxonomy places the organism in Eukaryota, Metazoa, Arthropoda, Insecta, Diptera, Diopsidae. The record is from RefSeq and is a predicted model, not a curated record. Bases 1 to 897 code for a protein of 298 amino acids.
AUGUUGGACUAUUACAAUACCACAACUUUAAAAGCGAGCACCACUAAUGCGGACAUAAUUUCUAAGUUUGACUUGCCAGCACAGUAUACGAGCAGUGGCAGCUCUUCGGAUACGGCUGCGUCCGUGAUCUCCGCAACAGCAGCACUGACAUCAGCGUUUGUGGAACCCUACUUGGAUGGUUAUGCAACAACAAAUGUUACCACACAAAUUGGCACGCACGCAUAUUUGCCUUGUCGGGUGAAGCAGCUCGGAAAUAAAUCAGUUUCCUGGAUACGUGUACGAGACGGUCACAUACUCACUGUUGACAGAGCUGUGUUCAUAGCUGACCAACGCUUUUUGGCUUUGAAGCAACCCGAUAAAUUCUGGACGCUGCAAAUAAAAUACGUGCAGGCACGAGAUGCAGGCGCAUAUGAAUGUCAAGUGUCAACAGAGCCAAAAGUUAGUGCACGAGUGCAUCUGCAAGUAGUUGUUCCACGUACUGAAAUACUUGGAGACCCUGAUCGAUAUGUUAAAGCUGGCAGUAAUGUUAUACUACGUUGUAUUGUACGUGGUGCUUUGGAGCCACCAACAUUUAUCAUGUGGUAUCAUGGAUCCGAGCAAUUAGCGGCAGAUUCGCGUAGACAUCGAACACAGAUUGAUCGGAAUUUGCCUGAAGAGGAAGGCGAUGCUCAUAGCACGAUCGGCUCAUUAAUCAUUGAAUCAGCGAAAAAACGUGAUACUGGGAAUUACACAUGUAGCCCGUCAAAUAGCCCCAGUGUGACUGUGACGCUGAACAUUAUAAAUGGUGAAUCAUCUGCCUCCGCUGUCACUUCAUCCGCUCCAGUAACAAAGGCGUAUACAGCUUGCAUUCUAGUUUUACUAUGCAGUGUUAUGAUAAUCGGGGGACAUCGGACAUGACAAGCUAAGAUGUUAGUC